This is a messenger RNA of Ictalurus furcatus (blue catfish), 1290 nucleotides long. RefSeq lists its product as uncharacterized. Gene Ontology annotation, cellular component: cytosol. NCBI's taxonomy places the organism in Eukaryota, Metazoa, Chordata, Actinopteri, Siluriformes, Ictaluridae. Gene Ontology annotation, biological process: deoxyribonucleotide biosynthetic process. The record is from RefSeq and is a predicted model, not a curated record. Bases 1 to 1290 code for a protein of 429 amino acids. Gene Ontology annotation, molecular function: ribonucleoside-diphosphate reductase activity, thioredoxin disulfide as acceptor. The transcript has a single exon.
AUGUCAGAAGAAUGUUUAAAAACCGAGCUGGACCUAUUCACAGUACCAUUAACACAGACCGUUAUUGAAAAAAAUACAUAUAUAGAAGUACCACCGUUGUCAGCAAUAUCAGAAACAUCACCUCUGGAGUUUUUUAUAGCGGGGACUGGAGAGGAUUAUGUGGACCUAAACAACACCCUGGUUUUUUUGCGUCUCAAAAUCACUAACGCAGACGGCACAGACAUAGCAGACGGAGCCCCCGUGGGGCUUAUUAACUAUGCUGGAUCUACGAUAUUUUCACAAGUGGACGUGUCGCUUGGAGACCGUCUCAUAUCACAAAGUUCCAACACAUAUCCUUAUCGAUGCAUAAUAGAGUGUCUCACCAAUUAUGGAAAAGACGCUCUUGAAACGCUGUUCUCAGCGGGGCUCUUUUACAAAGACACGGCCGGUCACAUGGACGUAACGGACCCCGCUGGUGGUAAUAGAGGUUUGACCAAACGAGCUGCAUUUACCAACGCCAGCAACGUUGUUGAACUACUGGCCCCCAUUCACAGUGACAUAUUCUUUCAAGAAAAACUAAUGCUUAACGGCGUGGACAUUAAAAUUCGCAUGACGAGGGCGAAAGAUGAAUUCUGUUUGAUGAGGAACGACGCUGUGGCCUAUAAACUAAACAUCGUGUCAGCUUCACUGUUUGUGAAAAAAGUGUCGGUAUCACCAGGUGUGAGAUUGGGGCACGCGCAAGCAUUGCUCUCGACGCCAGCCAAAUACCCCAUCGACAGGGUGUGUGUGAAAAACUUCUCAAUCCCUGUAGGCUCACGUGUUUGUAAUCAAGAAAACUUGUUCUUAGGAACCCUACCAAAAUCCGUUGUUCUGGCUAUGGUUGAUAAUGAUGCGUUUACAGGCUCGUAUGAUAAAAAUCCGUUCGCCUUUAAAAACUAUGACCUAGAAUUUUUGGCAGUUUAUCUGGACGGCCAACAGCACCCCGCUAAACCUCUGCAGCCUGAAUAUGGAAGUGGCUCUGCGGUACGCGAAUUUUACCAGUUAGCGCUGGCUUCUGGAAAGCAUCUUAAAAAUCAACCUCUAGCUAUUGAUAGGGAGGAUUUUCUGCAUGGGUAUACCCUUUAUGCGUUUAAUCUCACGCCGGACGAAGACUGCAGUCAACACGUGUCGCUUAUCAAGUCUGGGAACAUUAGGCUAGAAGCACGUUUUAGACAACCUCUACCCCGAACGAUCAACUUAAUCGUUUAUGCCAUAUUUGACAGCAUCAUCGAAGUGUCAAAUCGCAGACAGAUCCUGGUUGAUUACUAUUAA